This is a messenger RNA of Arabis nemorensis, 324 nucleotides long. NCBI's taxonomy places the organism in Eukaryota, Viridiplantae, Streptophyta, Magnoliopsida, Brassicales, Brassicaceae. The record is from the annotation of a GenBank genome assembly.
AUGAGGCAAGCUCCAAGAACAAGGUCAGGAACCAAGAYCUUAAGAGAGGAGUUCAACAAGACAAUAGAAAGCUUAAUCACCCUAAUCGAGCAUGAAGACCUCAAGAAGACACUCCUCACCAAAGAGAUCAUUCAAGAAGACAAUGUAGGCAUAACAAAGACUCAAUGCUUUGAAGAUGAUCAAGAUCACGUCAACAUGGAGUUGGAAAUACAACAAGAAAGCAAGAACAAAAAAGAAUGGCUUAAGAACCAAACUACAACGUUUCUGCCGGUUCUACAAGGAAACAAUGAAUCAAACAUUUUCAUCAUUUCAAAGAGCCUUUGA